Musca vetustissima is the source of this 1177-nucleotide messenger RNA. Its product is annotated as D-beta-hydroxybutyrate dehydrogenase, mitochondrial. The record is from RefSeq and is a predicted model, not a curated record. NCBI's taxonomy places the organism in Eukaryota, Metazoa, Arthropoda, Insecta, Diptera, Muscidae. Bases 16 to 1173 code for a protein of 385 amino acids. The transcript has 7 exons.
CGCAAUACCAUCAAAAUGCAAGUCUUUGACAGCACAAUUCGUCGUGCAUCGCGCCGUGCCUCCCUGAGACGUGGUUCGAUUUCAACCUUGCCACAAAAAUCCUCCGAGAUUCCAUGGGACAUUUUGGAACGUCUUGCUAUGCCAUUCCUGUUCUGUCAUGCCGCUGCCGUGGUUAUUUCAAAUGCUUUGCAUUUCUUUGAUAUUUCCCAUGUAUCGACAUUUGCCGUGUUCGUUUGGUUUGCCUUGUCCACCGUCGGUGCUGUAUUGUUUUAUCAUUUUGUCAAGGUUACCGCCUCCGGCAAAGGUGUCCUAAUUACUGGCUGUGAAUCACCCAUUGCAUGGUAUUUGGCUAAGAAAUUGGAUGACUUGGGUUUCCAUGUCUAUGCUGGGUUCAAUGUACCCAUUGAAGAAUGUGAAGAGGCUACCAUACUUAAGGAAGAGACAUCGGGACGUAUGAAGACCAUCUAUUUGGAUAUUACAUCGGAAAAGUCGAUGUUGGAAGCUGCCAUGUUUGUCUCCGAACAUUUGCCAUUCGGUGCCAAGGGUUUGUGGGCCUUGAUCCACUGUGCCCAAUGGGUUGCUUUGGGUGAAAUUGAAUGGUUGCCAUUUACAGUAUUGCGUAAAUCUUUGGAUUUGAAUUUGUUGGGAUGCGCUCGUUUAACUCAAAUUAUGUUGCCUUUAAUUCGUGGUGCCCGUGGCCGUGUUAUUUUCUUGACUUCUGCCCUUAACAAAAUCCCCACCCCCGUACGCAGUGUCCAAUGUGCCACCCAGGCUGCCAUUGACAGCUUUGCUGCCUGUUUGCGCCAGGAAAUGCGUACCCGCAAGGUCGAUGUCUCUGUUGUGGCUGCUGGUGAAUUUACCCCUGGCAAUGCCUGGUUGAAGGAUACCGAUUUGCGUGAACAAGCCAAGAAGAUGUGGGGACAAAUGUCACCCGAACAAAAGAGAGCCUAUGGUGAGGAUUACUAUGAGGCUGCCAUGACCUGUAUUGAGAAAUAUUCCAGAGAGGCUGCCGAUAUCCAACCCACUGUCCGUGUCUUGAUCGAUGCCACCACCCGUUCCUUCCCCAUGGCCCGCUAUACUCCCGUCACACCCAAGGAGAAAUUGCAAAUCUUUUUGGCCGAACAUUUGCCACCAUCCUUGUAUGAGGUCUUCUAUGGUGUUCCAAGGAAAUAAUUCC